AUGCAUUGCACUGCACUGUCCUGCACUUGCGGCCGGCGUCGGGAAGGAGAGAUGGAGGGGCAGCAACGGUGGCCAGCCCAGCCCAGCCCAGCGGCGAGGGGAGGGAAAAAGAGGGGACCUCGGAUUGGUCCAGCCAGGGCUUACACAGGCAGACAGGCAGGCAUGAGCUCACUGAGCCAACUGGCGCCCACGUAUCAUUCCAUCAGACCAGACGAGCUGCAGUCCAAAGAACAAUGGUACAUUAUUCCAACCCAAGGUGCAAAAAAUAGCAGUGUUAUGUAA
This is a messenger RNA of Pochonia chlamydosporia 170, 282 nucleotides long. RefSeq lists its product as hypothetical. The transcript has a single exon. Lineage: Eukaryota; Fungi; Ascomycota; Sordariomycetes; Hypocreales; Clavicipitaceae. The coding region runs from base 1 to 282 and encodes 93 amino acids. The record is from RefSeq and is a predicted model, not a curated record.